Molecule: messenger RNA, 2190 nt
Organism: Chlorella variabilis
Lineage: Eukaryota; Viridiplantae; Chlorophyta; Trebouxiophyceae; Chlorellales; Chlorellaceae
Product: expressed protein
Exons: 14
Coding region: 1-2190 (729 amino acids)
Biological process (GO): cell wall pectin biosynthetic process
Cellular component (GO): Golgi apparatus
Molecular function (GO): arabinosyltransferase activity
Source: RefSeq, a predicted model, not a curated record
AUGCAUUCAUCCAGCCAGACCGCAUGGGGUGAGGACACGGAUUUCAGCGGCGCCUCGGGCGCAGCGGAAUCAGCGGGCGGCGGCAAUGGAGCAAGGCUCUCCAUUCGCUCGCGCCCUGGCGGCAAUCGCCGGCAGGCCACCUCUCUGCCCUCCACCGCGGCCGUGCUGGCAGCAGCACGAGAAGCGUCAGCGCCCAGGGCAGGGGGCAACGCCACCGGCGGCAGCCGCGGCGGCGGCGGCACGGCCGGAACGGCCAGCCACCGGGAAGUGCAGGUGCCGGGCGGUGGAGCCUCGGCGCCUGGCGUCCGGCCCGGCCAGCCACCCAACACAGCCACCGUGUUUGUCACCUUUGGCAACACCGCGAUGUGGGAGUUCACGCACAACUGGGCGCUGAGCGUGCAGCGCCUGGGCGCCGCCUACUUGGUGGGGGCCCUGGAUGCCGGCAUGUCGGAGCUGUGCGCCCAGGCGGGGCUGCCCCACCUCGACCUGUGGCGGCAGCAGGAGGGCAACGCUGCUGGCGGCUCUGCCGCCAACUCAUCCUUCUUCCGCGCCGACUUCCGGACCUUCCGCAACAUGGGUGCCGCCAAGAUCCAGCUGACGCUGUCCAUCCUGGAGGGCGGCGGCGGCGUGGACACGGUGGUGGUCAGCGACUCGGACACGGUGUGGCUGAGGCACCCCCAGCAGUACUUUGACCAGCGCCCUGCGGCCGACUGGUUCAUAUCCACCGACUGCCUGUCGCACGAGGUGGAGGCGGCCUGGCGCCCGCAGCACAACCAGCCACGCUGCGGCCACGUGCCAGGCAACAUCUGGGGGCGGGCGUACAACACCGGCGUGUUUGCGGUGCGCAACCGCGAGGCGGGGCGGCGCCUGCUGCGCCUGUGGCGAGACUUGGUGCUUGGGCCCGAGGCCCUGGUGCAGACGGAGGCCAACCAGACCUUUGGCGUCACCGACCAGCAGGCGCUCAACAUGCUGCUGGAGGAGGGCUCGGAGUGGAAGCUGGAUGCCGCCCCCGAGGACGACCACAUCACGCUCAUGCGCAACGGAACCCUGCGCCUGCACCCGCUGCCCAUCCUGCUGUUCCCCAGCGGCCACGUGGCCUUUGUGCAGCGCCUGCCCUGGAGGCACGGCGCGCAGCCGUAUGUCGUGCACGCCACAUUCCAGCGGUACGGCACCAGCAUCAACCGCUACGCCAAGCGCGCGCGCUUCAGGCACGAUGCGGAGUUUGGGAUGUGGUUCCUGGAUGGUCCCGAGUACUAUGCGCCGCCGGGGGCGCGCUACCUCGCCUACUCCAACGACGUGCGGCGGUUCAUCGGCCGGCUGGCGGCGGAGCGCUUCAAAGGCGCCAUGCCUGUCCUGUACAAGCAGAUGGCGGCCAUGUCUUACCAGCUGGCGCAGUUCAGGGACGCGCUGGCCGCGGCGCGCAUGCUCAACCGCACCCUGGUGCUGCCCACCUCGUGGUGCUGGUGCGAUUAUGACUGGACGCCGCACGUGCUGGAGAAGUGCAAGAUCAGGGUCAGCGACCUGCGGCUGCCGUUUGAGUGCCCCUCGGACUUUGUGCUGCACAUUCCAUACAUGGAGAUGGCCGGGCUGGAGGGGCGGUACCGUGUGCCCGGCUUCUUGGAAGACCCUCGGGCACCAGCCGAGCUGCGCCUCUCCCGCGGAGAGCUGCGGGUGCUGGAUGCGGCGCCAGCCCUGGAGCAGGGCGCGGCGUGGGCAAAUGGGGUCGAUGCGGCGGCAGGGGCCGCGGCGGCAGCCAGCACGGCGGCCUCGGAUGUGGCAAAGGGCGAGCUGCGCCUCGGCGCCGCCCAGCGCGAGAUUGAGGACGUGGCGGCGCCGCUGCGGGAGGUUGCGGUACUGCAGCUCAGCAACAUGCAGCCAGGCCUGGUGGCGGGCUUUGAUUCUGCGGACGAGGCCCGCGCCUUUGAUGACACAUUCCAGAAGAUCACGGAGCAGCUGUAUUGGUGCUGCGCCGCCGAGGAGUCUCACGGCCACGCCCUCUUUCACUACAAGCUGCCCAGGUCGCUGUCUGCCGGCUACCGGCCGUGGACUGCGCCCGUCAUGCUGCUCCCAGGCUGGUGCGACCAGCCGGAGCCAAACCAGCGCAACCGCGAGGCGCUGGCUUACGCAAACCACCCCUGCCAGUUCCUCACCAAUGCCACGGCGGCCGCCAUUGCGGCGGCCAUCAGCUGA